AUUAUAAACAAUUUAUGUAAUAUAUUUUGGAUAUUUGUAUUUUGCAUGGCAAAGUCGACUCUAGAUAUCGCUUUAUCUUGGCCUUCGCUAAUUGGUUGAUCUCGAUAAAGGACAAAGCAUAUGGAGCGUCUCGAACAUGCGACAAGACAUAUGAAAGUCAGUCUGGAAUUAGCGUUCUUUGGGUUCGUUUCUGUGUUACUGCCAAAUUACAGAAUUAUAUACGUGAACACGUCGUAUCGUGAACGUAAACAUGAGUUGAAGCAGUUUCGUUUUUCGUAAUUAGCCUUUUCUUGUACCGCAAAUUCUUACUGUCACAACUUCAGUGAAUUUAUAGAAAGUGUAAAAAAAUUGCGGCUAAGGAAGAGAGACGAACUUGAAACUUCGACCAUCCCUUUGACGUUCUUCAUCUUUUUCUGCCAACCAGACGGAAGAAUGUCGACGAUCGAGAAAGCGAUGAAACUUGAUGGGAAAAAGAGGGAUCCAGAUUCCAUAAAAAACAAGGCAUCAAAAACGAAACUCGGGACAAUCUCGAGCGAAACAUGUCUCCGACCGCGAUUCGCCAGCCACACGCUGUCGUCUUUGAUGAAGACACGGACACCGAUGAAGAAGUCGUCUUCGAGGAACGCGAAGGCAUCGAAAAAAUCGCAAGCUGUCAUCUCCAGCAAAGUGAGCAGGAUUUACAAGAGACGCAGCAUCACGAAGCAAAGCAAGAGCAUGCAGGCUCUAAUGACGAUCCUUAAAUGGGAGAAGAAGGUUCUUGAUGCGUCUUCUCGUCAGGAUAGACCCCUCGAGUCGACGACAGCGGUCUGUGAAUACCCGGGGAAUCCCCUGGGUUUUCUCCCAAACCAGUUGAUCAAGGAUAUCUCCCUAGAUCUGAAAAAAUGCGCGGCAAGUCCGGCUAAAUCGGUGGGUUUUCACGACGAACCAGCCAAAGUUGAGGAGUUGAAUGAUGAGGAAAAAGAAGUUACGAAUUCGGAGAAUCGCGAAGGCGAAGGCCUUCAUUCUGGAUCAAAAUCGAGGGAACCUGAAGAAGAAAAGGAGGAUUUCUCGAACGAGGCUCAAAGCCAUCGACAAAAUGUGGACGAUCAAUAUGCGAUUCAUCGUAGAAAUCGGAAAACUUGGCCGAUCAGGAAAUCUGAAACAAGACCUGUCCAUAAUUCGCAGGAUAAUGAUGACAGAUUAAUUGUAAACUGCGCUGCACCUGCCCGAAAAAGAGGCGCUUUUCAGAAGAGUCUCGUGUUUAUCAAUCAACGAGUUUGGAGACCACCCGGAGUCACUAGAUCCUCGAUUACGAGGAGCACGAUGUCUUUAACGCAACCGAUGUCGCAAAAAUCGUCUCGAUCUAUUGACAGAGCCAUCGCUUCCACGGAGAACAAAUUUUCGAGUGAACAUGUCGAGACGCUCACUAAUGAAUCUACAAACAUGAUAUCCGUGAAUCAGUCUAAGAUACCGAUGAAGGAAAACCGAGAUCCUUGCGCAAAUCGUGUGACGAAAAUUUGCGGACAUCUCGCAGAAGCGAAACAACGACAAAGAUUGCAAAACGGAGGUGCAAUACCGAAGAGAAGACGCUCGACCACCAAAGUUGGUUCAAGGACUUCGAAUAAGCGCAACAAUGCGAAACCGACAAGAUCAAGAUCGAGAUCGAAAUCAAACUCGCGUAAUCGGCAAACAUCGACAGAAUCUUCGCAGAAUUGGAAUGAGCAAUUUAAUAUCGAGUCCACCGUGAUUUGCAAAAGAAGAUCGAGACCUUCCGAAGUAAUCCACGCGUUGAAAGAAAUCAUCAAUGGCGUAAAAGGAAACGAAGACGUGGAAGAGAAUGCCGUGAAUGUAAUUGACCAGGAAUCUAAUAUUUUUAAUAAUAAAGAAGAUGGCAGCGAGCUUCAAGCGCUACCAAUUUUUGCGGAAAUGUCGCAGAACGACGAAGUAAAUUUUACCAAAGAUAAAAAUUUUGAUGAGCCGAACCAGUCUUUCGAUCAUCAGUCUUCUUGCAAAUCGAUCAGCACGCAAACAGAAGAAAGCGAUUCGAAGAAAGUUUUAAAGCUUACUCAAACGCAGUCGUCAUCAAAUAGCAGCAAUGUGGUUGAAAUCGGAUGCAAUACGAUGCAUUACGAUGCCAUUUGUAAAAAUGCAGAAGUAUCCUGUGACCUGAUAAACCUGACAAACUCGAAAGCAAAUUCAACGAUUGAAAAUAAAACGCCGACAUUAGAAGGUAUUCCAGUCCAUAUAGAAUUUAUUAAGCAUCCUGAAAGCAGCACUGAAGAUGAAUAUUUCGAUAAGAGCAAGAAACGUAUAGUCAGCGAAUGCAAAGAGACUUUGAGUACAGGAACUUUAGAAUUAGAAGAUUAUGACGUAAUGGAAACUAUAUCAAACACGACAAAUGAUUUUAUCAUACUUGAAAAAAAAAUAAUGAACGAGAAUUCUCAAACUUUUUCAAAAUCGCUUAUAAAUACUGAUAAUAAAACAAAUAUUGAUAUUGACACACAUCAAGAAUCUACAAAGUAUUUCAAUGAUUUGGAAGAUAACUCGUCAUUGUCAGAAAAAUCUCAUCGACCAUCAUCCUCGAUGAUCUGCGAUGCUUCUUGUUCUUCCGAGGAACUCGCAGAAUAUCUUGAAAACGACGCUCAGUACAGAAUCCCGGCAGAAUUGAAGGAAAAUAUACCGAGUGACGUGAUCGCGGCUCUCGAACUUGCAGCAGAGCGAGCACGCAAUCUUCGUAAAGCCAUGAUUAUAUACUUCGAAAACUUAGCACCAAGAGAAGCUGAAGCUGAAGAUCAUGAAAUCGUCGAGAGAUCCGAAUGCGACGAGAAGUAUUAUCCCUUGGAUAUAGCCAACGAAGACGUCGACAUGUUUUCAACAUGUUCUUCGAAGAGCAGCAACUCCAUCCGAAUGUGCGAAUCCGAGCUAGAAAAAAUGUCAUUAGAUUAUCAUAAACUCUUGAAUGAUAUAGAAGACGAUGCUCUUCCACGUGAGAAAGCAAUAGUUAAGUCGAGCGAAGUCGAUCUUGAGGAAGUAAAGUCGUUCGUGCAACUUCUGAUGCAUCGCUCGGAAGAAGAGUACGCGCUCGAUUUGUUACAUUCGAAGGAUGAAGAAGAUUUCGAAGCGACAGGAGCGAUUAAAACUUUGGCGCUUCCCACAACAAAUGAAAACACUUCAGCUAUUUCGUAUGAGAAUUUGCUGCCUUUCAUUUAUUGCAUUUUGUUUUCCGUAGUAUUUUGGUAUUUGCAAUUUUCGUUUCAAUGCAAGCCUGCGACGUAAUCUUUCUGUGUAUAAUUUACGUUAUUUUCAUAUUUCAUAGUUUCCCUGCAGCUGCAAUAUAAUAUAAUAUUGAUUUUAUUAAUAUUAGUUCGCAUAUAUUACGUUCUCCUUUAGUUUCAAUAAAUUAUUAUUUUUUUGUAUUUGAUACAUAUCUUACAAUUAGUACCUAUAUAUUUCUUAUAUUCGUUUUAUUGGGCGUUUUAUCAUUUUACAAAAAUAUAAACU
This is a messenger RNA of Nylanderia fulva, 3480 nucleotides long. RefSeq lists its product as uncharacterized. The record is from RefSeq and is a predicted model, not a curated record. Lineage: Eukaryota; Metazoa; Arthropoda; Insecta; Hymenoptera; Formicidae.